UCUGUCCAAUCACCAUGCAAGUUCUUCAAUCAUCAUCAUGCUAAGGAAGUGUGGGCUUGCGAGUCAUUGUUAAACUAGCUAUACCUGAUUCCAAAGCAAGUAAACUUGUUUAAAAAGAAAAGUGGAUGCAAGUCUCACAUUUUACAUGUAGAUAACCGACAUUUUGGCAACCUACGGUUCGAUAAUGGGAGCGAAUAACAGUACACGCCGCGUGUCAUUUGAGUCAGAUGAGAACGAGAAUAUAACAGUGGUGAAGGGCAUACGGCUUUCUGAAAAUGUCAUCAACCGCAUGAGGGAACCUGCAGCUCCUCUUAAAACCCAAAAUGCUCCCACUCCUCCACCUUCCACUGCGCCUACCCUAGCUCCUUCUCCUCUCCUACGGUCAGUGCCUCUGCUAUUCAACCCAGUCACCACCUUGCCUCCUCCUCUUGUAGAACCAGUUGCACCUCCAGCUCCAUCUGCCACGGAGACUGUGGCUGCACCUUCACCACCACCUCCUCAACCUCCUAAAGAACAGCCACCUCUGAAGCCAGUAUCCCCUGCUCCAGUCUCUGAGCCAGUGGCAGUGCCUGAAUCAAGUCCAGUCCCACCACGUCAUGCUGCACCAGCCGUUGAUGAGGAGGCCUUGAAGAAGACAACUGAUGAGCUGUAUAAAGGCUUGGAGCAGGAGAGGGCCAAGGCAGAUCAAGAGCUGCAAGCCUGGCUGGAGACAGAGAAGGCCCGGGCAUCAGGCCAGGCUCAUGCUAAGGCCCAGUCCCAGGUCCAGGAUGAAGUAUCCAGUAUCCUGUCAGUGGAGCGGGCCAUCAUAAGAGAGAAGAUUGCCAGCAAGGAUGAGAGGCGCCAUGCUCAACUCUAUACCAAGCAGCUGGAGGCCAGAGAAGCAGAUCUAAAUAAGCAGGAUGCUUUCUACAGAGAGCAGAUGGCUCGGCUGGAGGAGAGGAGUGCUCAGUUCUACAAGGUCACCACAGAGCAAUACCAUAAAGCUGCAGACGAAUUGAAUGCCAAAUUCAAGCGGUAUGAGGUGUAUCCUGUGUGUGCAGACCUGCAGGGCCAGAUCCUUGCGUGCUACAAAGAGAAUGCUGGAAAAACCCUUAACUGUUCCAACAUAGCAGCCCUUUACCUACAGUGUGUCAACAAUGCCAAACAGAACAAGUUGAGGACCAGCGGUUAAGGAAGAGAGAGGAGGAAGGAGGGAGCAGUGAAGAGUUUAUUGUGUGGGAUUACUGUUUAUUGACCGACUGACAGACCAAACCAGAAAGGAAGAAGAGAGGAAUGAGUCAGCAUCAAGACACAUACCCUCAAAAGCCUGUGGAGAACUGAACCGAACCAGACUGGAAGCACUGAGCACAGCAACCCGCGUGAGAAACAAGAAGCCUUUUCUGUUGAUUCUUAUCUCCUUCCCCUCUGCCCUUACCCUUUGUUGACCUCUCCCGUGAGAAUGGCAGAUCGCCAUUUUGGAGACGGUAAGCGAUGGCGCCCAGCAGGCCUGAGCCUGGCUCACUAAGAGGACAAUAAAGAUGAACCAGAACCAGUCGCUUCCACUUGGACCUAUAACCACCCACUCAAGCACCUUUUGGAAAAUAAAAUUCUAUUUUACUACUAAAAGUCAGUCCGGUUUCAUUGUCAUUAAUUCAUUUUUGUUCAGCUCCUAAUCCUGUACACAAGACGCACAUGUGCAUGUCUAUUUCUUCUUUGCAUCUGGUCAUGUGAGUUUGUGUUAAUAAUGUAACAGUCUGCAUGUUGAGUGUUCAUCCAGACCAACACUUGUGACAGUGUCUAAUCAGAGGAAAUAAAAGACGAAACGAUG
Monopterus albus (swamp eel) is the source of this 1807-nucleotide messenger RNA. It is a transcript of the gene chchd3a, whose product is annotated as coiled-coil-helix-coiled-coil-helix domain containing 3a. NCBI's taxonomy places the organism in Eukaryota, Metazoa, Chordata, Actinopteri, Synbranchiformes, Synbranchidae. Gene Ontology annotation, biological process: inner mitochondrial membrane organization. The transcript has 9 exons. Gene Ontology annotation, cellular component: MICOS complex; mitochondrion. Bases 185 to 1171 code for a protein of 328 amino acids. The record is from RefSeq and is a predicted model, not a curated record.